AAUCAGUUCCCUCCACCCUCUUCAUCUCACCCAAUUCAAACAGCACCCAUCAUAACAUCUUUCAUCUCAUCAUCAUUCAACCUUGAGAUGGGCAACAAAAAUUCUUCUUCUUCUUUUUCUUCUUCUUCUCCUUCAAAAUGCUCAGGUAAGCUGUGUGUGCGGCUUUGGAGAGGAUCGAAAUCUCAUCCUCGCCGCCAAACCUCCAUAGAAAUACCAGUGGAGUUUUGUGACGACGACGACAACCAUACCGAAGAGAAGAAGAAAGGCGUUUUCGCUGCUUUGGAUCACCAUAAGCCGAACUUUGGAGUUCAUGAUAUGAAUCCAGCUAAUCAAGGAAAGCAGCAGCCGGUGACCUUGGCUCCACUCGCCGCAGCUGAAGCUGGCGGCGGAGGUGGUGGUGGGGGUAAAGACAGUAAUGGUAUCAUGGCGAAGACGACGGCGAGGACGGAUAGCCUUUACGAGAGGAGUACUAAGUUUCUGCAGGAGAAAAGGCAACAGUUUAUGGCAACAAACUGACAUAUUUACUUAUGAUUAAGUACAUGCAUGGUGUGAUUGGUGUCGUUUGAUGCAUUGGAUUAAGGUUAUUAAAUUACUAAUAUGCUGAAAAGGAUGUUUAAUUUGUGUAAGUAGCUUGUAGUUAUUUGGAAUAAAUCAAGUUGGGUGUUUUCAAUUAGUGAUGUAUUUGGUGUUGGUAUUAAUUAAGUUUGAUGUAUGCAAAUGUAAUCAUAUGAUAUUUACAAUUUAUAAUAAUAUACUUUCUAAUAAGAAUAUGCUACCUCCCUUUCAUUA
This is a messenger RNA of Cuscuta europaea, 789 nucleotides long. The record is from the annotation of a GenBank genome assembly. Lineage: Eukaryota; Viridiplantae; Streptophyta; Magnoliopsida; Solanales; Convolvulaceae.